Stegodyphus dumicola is the source of this 3738-nucleotide messenger RNA. Its product is annotated as beta-1,4-glucuronyltransferase 1-like. Lineage: Eukaryota; Metazoa; Arthropoda; Arachnida; Araneae; Eresidae. The record is from RefSeq and is a predicted model, not a curated record.
CAGCUGUUACAUCAAAAGCCACGCCUGCGUAAGACAUAAACGCAAAAAAUGCGUGUCCUCAUCCCUGCUUAGACAUGAGAAGUUACAAGAUCAGGGAAGCAGACAGCUUAAGUGACGGACAGUGGCGAAAGGACUUCAGAUGAGGAUCAGCAAAUAGAAGAGACCAAAUCUAUUUCGUGUAUGAACACUGAAAUUCAGAGCUGAGAAGUGACAGAUAUUUUAAUGCAUAAGAGACGCAACUUGUUGCUGAUUACUUUCAUAAUCAUUUCGUCUUCUUUAUUUUACAUUUCCGUCAUAAACAACGGAACCACUUUCUCCUCCGCAAUCAUCUCUGCUGAUACUUACAAAAUCACUUCUGCUCUUUCUGAAAUAUCCACUUCGAAUGAAGCCUUUACUGAAGAAUGUGCUGAAAGUAAACUUAUGUACGGAAAUUACUGCGUCCUUAGCCCAUACAGUGAACCUAAAAGAAACAUUGAAUAUGAAUCUUUGGUUACGCUAUCUACUCAAAGCACUGUUGAAUUCCUUCACCAUGUGCCAGUGUUAUGUCAGAGAUGGUCUGGACCUAUAUCAGUAGCAGUCUACAGCCCCGUUGAUGAUUAUCUCGAUGCUCGUCGCUUGGUUCAUGCACUCCGACACUGUGAUUUCUGCACGCGAUAUUGGGUAGAGUGGCAUUUUUUUUUCCAAAAGCAAGAAAUUCCUUUCUUUAUGGACACGCAGCUCCCUCAAGAUUGUCAGUCAUUGAUGGAUUUCAAACUUAAAAAGAGAAGAUCUCAAGGUAUUUAUCCGAUCAACGUGGGAAGAAAUAUAGCAAGAACAAAAACUGAAACCCCGUAUGUGUUCUCAAUAGACAUUGAACUUUAUCCCAGUUUAGGCAUUCUCUCGAAGUUUGAGCGAAUGGUCAAUUUAAAGCGUCCUUCUGAAGUUCCUCAAGUAUGGGUUGUACCAGUAUUUGAAGUUCAUUCCCAGUUUAGAGCUCCAUUCACAAAGUCAGGGUUGAGAAGCAUGUACCUAAAAAAGCAAGCUAUAUCUUUUCACAAGUACAGAUGCGAUGUAUGUCACAGAAUCCCUAAUGUGACGGAGUGGAUCCAAUACAAGGACAGCUCUAACUCAGAAGCUGCUGAAUCUUUAGAACCUUUGAAGAUAUGGACUACAGUGAAGAGAAAUCGCCAUUUUCGACUUGAUUCGUGGGAGCCUUUCUUUAUAGGAACUAGAGAAGACCCUGAAUUUGACAUAAGAUUAUCCUGGGAAGGAAAACAAAAUAAAAUGCAAGUGGCUUAUGAAAUGUGCUUGAUGGAUUAUGAUUUCCAUAUCAUACAAAAUGCUUUCCUUGUUCAUGCGCCAGGCAUAAAUAUUUAUAACGUUUCAGAAGCCAAACUGAAAUCAAAAUACAUGUGGGAGAACCAGAAACUUAUGUCAGUAAUUAAAAACAAUUUAAUAAAGAAAUUCGGCCAUAAAAAGGAUUGCUGAUAUUUAAAAAAAAUUAAUGCAUGAGCAAAACGAUGUGAUGUUCCUAAAUUAUAGAAUUUUAAUGUAUAAUUUUUUUAAGGAAUUGUAUAGCAUUUAGUUUAGUAUAUUUCUGUAGACAUUCACACACAGUAGAAAAUUGUUUGCAUUAUAACAUACUGCCUAACACAUUUAUAAUGAUUUUUUUUUAAAAAUAAAGUUGGAACUGUACACAGAAAGAAACUGAAAGAGAUGUAGCAGUUAAGCUUAGUUUAAUAGUUAAAAUGAUAUGCUCAGGAAAUGUAUUCAAUAAUAAUUUUUUAAUAGAUUUCCAUCUAAAACUGUUAUGAAAUUGCAUUUAAUUCAUGCAUUAAUAAUAUUGCGUAUAUUUCUUAGUAAAGUCAACUUUUUGAAAACAUUCUAUACUGUAAAAUACUACAUGAACAGUAUUUAUGGCAUAGGCUAAUUUAACACUUACUAUUGCAUAAUGCACUAAAUUAUGUUUGACUGCAUUUUAACAUAGGAUAAUUAUCCUAUGUAAAUUCCUCAUAUGGUCAACAGACUGCCUGUGAUCAGUUAUAUGAUUUUCAGCUGUGGCUAUCAGAUACUUUUAUAAACAACAUGCACAUCAUCUCAAAACAGCAGGACAGUUUAAUUUUCAAUAAAAUUUAUACAUUUGUGGUACUACAGUUUUUAAUUUCUUUAUUAUGAUCUAUUAUCAAACUGUAUUUUGUGGUACUACUAUCAAAAAGUUGGAAGCUUGCUACCGACUAAUUUUUCGCCAAGUUAAUGAACAAAAGGCAACAGCCAUUUUCAAAAUGACAGCACUAUAUGAAUUCCAUACAUCAAUCGCUCAAUUAAAUUAAAAAAUAUCAGGAAAAAAGAAAACCUACCAUUUCCAAGAAAUUCCUUUUUUUUGUGCUGUUGUUUUCCUGAUGAACACAGCUAUUUUUUUACACCUAAAAAAAAAUCAGAGUAUUGUAUAAACUUGAUCAGAACAAACAUGAUACAUGCAUACCUGGGGCUGCCACAUAAAUACUUCUCGGCAACAUGCUGCUUUCUCUCAUGAACGCUUUUUCGCAACUUUUUGUCAAAGGUGUAGAUGAUCAGAAAGUACCUUGUUUAUUAAUAUGACUAAUAUUUUAUACUUCAUUUCUCCUCACAAUUACUAAUUAGUCUUUCUUUAGACUAAUUAGUAAUUUGUUUAUUUUCAAAAUUUAUUCCACAAAUUUCUUUAUUUGUAAAUUUGGAUAGGUUGCUUGGGAAUAAUUCCUUAAUAGGUUUUCAAUUUUUUAACAAUAAAAGGGUUGAUUUCAAUUAAACAUUUCAAUAACAAACAAUUAACCAUUCUUGUUAUAUACAGUUGGAUUUCUUUUUACAUUCUCAUUCUGUUAUGAAACAUAAUUGCUUUUCAAAACCACUCCUUUUUUAAAGGUAAAUAUCUAAGAUAUUUAUAGACAUAACUCUUUUACUAAAUACUAUCAGAAGAAAAAAUAAUCAGUUUAUAGAUCCUGUCUCACAUUCUUUUUUUUAGCAAUUUUUUAUUCCAUAAUUUGCAAAUAUGUAAAUAGCACUUAGUAAAAAUGAAUUUAAAAAUUAACGCAAAACUUCAGAUUAACAUUUUGCUAUUUGUUACUCAUUUGUAAUAAUUUCAUACUCCAAAACUACAAUCUCACUGAAAUACUUAACUAAUAUCGUGAUACACAACUCCAGUAUAUAGUAAACAUUUACUAAAGGCUCAUCAGGUUUUUUUUUUUUUUUUUUUUUUUUAAAUUGCACGAGAUAUAGUUUUAGUAAUUCUGAGCUCUGUCUUGAACACUCUCAUGGACUAUAUUUUGGAAACGUAUUCAAGCUGUAGUAUAUUUGGCAGCUUUUUAUCACUUUGUGUUUCUUCUGCAGCUGUUAAGUUUUGAAUUUUUAAUUCUUAAAUUUAACAUUGGCAAAAAAAAAAAAAAAAAAAAAAAAAAACUUAAAAAAAAAAAAAAAAAACUCUUCUUACGUUAAUAUGUUGGCAUAGAGUCUACAAAAUAAAUUAAUUCUUUAUACAGAUAACAUUCAUAAAUAAUGUGCAUAACUGACCUGGAUUAACCAUGUACUACAAAAUUUGCACCCACAUUUGAAAUGGAUUAACUUUCAGUUAUCUUACCCUCUCUCUGUCUCUUCAUGUAAUAAGAAUCUAGUGGGAAACUGAAAUUUAUUAUAAUUAAUGCAUGUCUUUCAAAAAUUAUAAUUAAAUGUACAUUACUUGCUUGUAAAUGCUUACAAUGUCUAUGUAAAUAAAACUGUUACAGUUUC